Molecule: messenger RNA, 4536 nt
Organism: Sphaerulina musiva SO2202
Lineage: Eukaryota; Fungi; Ascomycota; Dothideomycetes; Mycosphaerellales; Mycosphaerellaceae
Product: Pkinase-domain-containing protein
Exons: 2
Coding region: 789-4073 (1094 amino acids)
Biological process (GO): microtubule cytoskeleton organization; protein phosphorylation; intracellular signal transduction
Cellular component (GO): cytoplasm
Molecular function (GO): tau-protein kinase activity; ATP binding; protein serine/threonine kinase activity
Source: RefSeq, a predicted model, not a curated record
CCGUUAUACGUUUCCGCCUCCCCUCCGCCCGCCCGCCCUCCCUCCUGUCGUGCGCGUUCAGCAGCAGCUCCUCAGCGUGGUGAGCGAGCUUCUUGUCGCACGGGGGCCACUUUCUUCAGCAGAUUGCGACUGGGAUCGGCUGCUGUCACGCGCCGUUUGGACCCGCUGCCGAACGAGCCUCGAACCGGUAUCGACGUGGACGUGGGCAAGAUUGUGUGACUGCCCACCUGCUCUACCCUACCUCACCUGCCUGCGUGCCUGCGUGUCUGCCUGCCUGCGAUCGGGCGCCUAGGAGGUUGCUGGUGAUUGAUUCCUGUUGCCUUUUGCUGCUGCUGCAGGCGCGAGCGGGCGUGCUCGUUCAUACCCUCCCGCUCCUUACCCACUGGGCUGCACUCCCAACCGUGUCAGGCUUGCGCUCCUCGCCCAGAUACUCCCUUACCUACUCCUCAUCGCAUCUUCGUUUCCCACGACACGCUCUCGUUGAAAGCAACCGGCCGGCCCUGCUACGACCCGCGGACCGCCAGCAGCGCUAGGAGCUAUCCUUCUACCAGAUAAGAUAGCAUCUACUGUCCUGUACCGCAGAUUCGCUCUUCCGCCUGCAGCACGCACGCGCAGACGCGCCUGCUGCUUUCAGGAGGCCAACAACGGCUCCCGUCCGUUCCCAUCGACACGUGCGGCGCCUGCACGAGUGCAGUGGGGUCGCCCACGAAGCAUCCACCUGCUAUCUCACACGCCUGCAUUGAGCAUUCCGCAGCGCCCCUCCGCCAUUCACCGCCUGCCCUGACACCAUGUCCGCGGCAGUGCAGCAACAAAGCGAGCGCUUUGCAUCUCCCACUGCCCAAUUGUCGACGUCUCCACAGCCUGCAUCGCGACGAGCCGGUCAAUCGAACAAUGCGUCCUUUCCCAAUCCGCCGCCGACGCAGCAGGGCACGAUGAGUACCUCGACCUACCAGCAGUUCUAUCCAGAAACGGGGGCACCAUUGACCACGCGCCCCAUCUCACAACAAACGCCCACGCACGCGUCGAAGACACAAUCCGCCCACAAUUAUGGCAGCGGAAGUGAUCGAGAUCACCAGGGCAGCGACAGCGAGCGAAGGAGAACACAACGAGCAUCGCAACAACCGCAAGAACCGCCUGGGAGCGGGCGGAGUCAGCGAACGACGCGCAACGCGCCAGCGCCGAGCAGAUCGCAGACGUCAAUGGGUCAGCUGCCCGUGGGAGCUGACUUGCCCCGCGAGAACAGCGCGGUCAUCAAUCGCAUUGUAGUGGACGAUCCACAGACUGAUCGAGCGAGAGAAGAAGCGCGCAAGGCUGAAGCCCUCCCCAACAACCCUGUCUCCCAAAUGGCAGGCUUGUCGUUGGAAGCCGCAGAGCCCGCCUCUGUACCACGAAGCCGGCAAGAACACUUGAAGCACGCCUCCUCCAACCGGAAAGAGGUCAAGUUUGGUGACUAUAUCCUCGGUCAGACCAUUGGCGAAGGCGAGUUUGGCAAGGUCAAGAUGGGGUGGAAGAAGGAUUCGACGGUCCAGGUCGCCAUCAAACUGAUACGAAAAGAGAGUCUGGCGGGCAACAACACUCGACUUCCUAAGAUCUACCGCGAGAUCUCCAUCCUUCGCGAAUUGCAACAUCCUAACAUUGUCCGCUUACAUGAGUUUGUCGAAACAGAACGACACAUGGGCAUAAUACUCGAGUAUGCCUCUGGAGGCGAAUUGUUCGACUACAUCCUCAACCACAGAUACUUGAAGGACCCAGCAGCUAGGAGGCUGUUUGCCCAACUUGUGUCCGGUGUGGGCUAUCUCCACAAGAAGGGCAUCGUCCACCGUGAUCUCAAACUGGAGAACCUUCUGUUAGACCGCAAUAAGCACAUCAUCAUCACUGACUUCGGCUUUGCCAACACAUUCGACCCUGCCGACGAGCUGAGCGAAGACGCAGAAGGGAGAAUCUCCGACAAAGACUAUAUCAAACGCCACGGCUUUGACAAGGUCAUUCCCUGGCAAGACGGUCGAGAAGGCGGACAUCGGAGAGGUGAUUUGAUGCAGACGUCGUGUGGAAGUCCAUGCUAUGCUGCUCCUGAGUUGGUGGUCAGUGAUGGACUCUAUACAGGUCGCAAGGUGGAUGUCUGGAGUUGCGGCGUUAUUCUGUACGCAAUGCUAGCAGGCUACUUACCCUUCGACGACGAUCCCGCAAAUCCCGAGGGAGACAACAUCAAUCUCCUCUACAAAUACAUCGUCAGCACGCCGUUGACCUUCCCCGAAUACGUAACACCACAUGCUCGCGAUCUUUUACGACGGAUACUGGUCCCAGAUCCGAGGCGGCGCGCAGACUUGUUUGAAGUAGCUCGGCACAGUUGGCUGAGCGAAUAUACGCACGUCGUGGGCUUCAUCGGCAGCAAGGUGAAGAGCGAAGGAGGCUUCGUAGACGCCACCGAGGAAGAUUCGCAACUCGGACGCAGUGCUUCAGUCAGGGAGCCUUCGAGCAGACCAAUAGCAGAAAGAGCAUCGUCAUCGCUAGCGCCCAGGCAUGCGGGAGCAGCAGGCAUGGGCGGCGAUGAUGCUAGCGACAUCAGGAAGCAGCAGAGAGACGCCAAGCGUAGGACGGUGCAGGUCGAAUAUGUGGCCCCUCAAGGCGCGACCGCGCGUGGCGAGGCAAGCCCGGAAUCUGUCAGUCGAAGACCACUCCCCAUCACAGCUGUUGCUGGACCGGGUAAAACUCGGGCAAGGACGGAUGCGCAAGGUCCAGUGGAGGUUGCGCCGCAACGAAUCGACACUACAAUGCAGCCGCCUCCAUCUCGGUCGGGUCGAGACCAAGGCAGGGUGGUCUCAUCUGAUCAAAACGGCGGAUAUGCUGCAUCUGCGGCCAACGCGAUCCCACGACCCAAUACAAGCGGGACACUGGGCGGUACGUCUCGAUUACCAUCACGUGGCAACUCUUACAGUCAGCCUGCUGCUGCUCAGCCAACGAACACUACCGCCACUGGGUCGUUCUCGCAGCCCAAGUCCAGCUCAGGCUACAUCAUAGCAGGUGCAGGUCCAGUCGCCUCGGAUCCAGGAGAGAUGGAUGUCGAUGGAAGACCCCAGAGCGCGCGAACGCCUUCUGGUGGCCGCCAACAGCCACCACAACGGCCAUAUACAGACGGCAAGCCAUCUGGACAUCGACGGAGCAGUACUUUAGGCAGUCUUGCGGACAAGGUCUUGAAUCGCAGCACUUCCAAGCGUCAAUCCCAGCCACAGCCACAGCAACAAGACACUGGCAAUGGAGCUCACAGCAGCGAAAAGCGUAAUCGGAAGUACCCUCCUGUCAGCAUGAAGAAUGCGAUGCCGUAUGGGGGCAGUGACACGACGCCGCGGCCAUCCACUGACAGCCGACGACCCAGUUUCAGCAUAGGCCGCAAACCCUCCAAAGACGGCAGUGUCACAGGUCGAAGGUCGUCCCGUCGCUUCUCGUGGCUUCCAGGUAGUCUUAGCAUGAACAACUUCGCUGGCAAAAAGGCCGAAGGGUAUGACUCUGGCGGCGAUGAUGGUUAUCAGCCAGUUCAGUCACAGCAGCCCGGCAGAGGGAGACCAGAAAACCACGGCAUACCAUUUGGCCAUGGUGCUACCGACAGCCCGCAGGCCACGCAAGAUAGCAUACCGCUCUACCAGGACGAGGACAGGGACAAGUACCGUGAGCGUGCAAGUGGCAGCAACGCGCCCAGCUCGCAGUUCAACAAAGCGCUCCCACCAUCGCCUGCACCAUUCCCACCUGUUACCCGCAAGCAGUAUCGGGAUGAUGGCUAUGGCGGUAACCGCCUCGAGACUGAGCCCCCUGAACGAUUUUACACUCCAGAUCUUGGCGUUUCCGAUGCGCCCAGCGCCGAGCAAUACAACAUUAGUAGCAAUGGCGAAUGGCAACCUGCAUCACAAUCACAACUGUCGCAGGUAUCGCCCGAGUCUACGCGACGCCGCGACGAGUCAUUGCGGCCUGCACAGCGUCGCUUCGCGGACGGUUACGAACAUGGACAUGGUGGCAGCUCGAGCGCGACCCGCAAAGUUAUGGAUUUCUUCCGCCGCCGAGGUCGAGAGCGGGAGACAUAGGAGUUUCCCGUCGUUCGCCGCCUCAGUGGCAGAAAACGUGGGCCCAGUGGAUACGCAACUGAUGGUGCUGCCAACGCAUAGAAAGUCCUUGCGAGGACUCUAGCAAGCGUCCACUGCGUGGAUUUUUAUGACGUACAUGGGGCAUCAGCAAGCGCGCUGGCGGGCUUCCUUGUGCCAUCAGCGGAGAUGCUGACUCCGUCGGAAGGCAACACGGGAUGGGCCAGCCCAGGAUGAGUGUUGUUUCUUCACAUGAUCUGCAUGCUCUUGGAGGUUAUUCGAUUCAAACUGUAAUGCAUUGUGAGUGUAAUCUAAUAGUGUUCUCGGGAGGGCCAUGGAUUCAGCAGCACAAGCGACGGCGUUUUAGCAAGCAAGGCAAGGGAACUGUUUUUUCAGUGGCAUGUAUUAGUGAUAGACGCGAGUAUAAAUGUCUAGGGUGUGAACAGAAGGCAGCACCUCCUUUUUU